Messenger RNA from Numida meleagris (helmeted guineafowl), 1999 nucleotides. It is a transcript of the gene LRRTM1, whose product is annotated as leucine rich repeat transmembrane neuronal 1. The record is from RefSeq and is a predicted model, not a curated record. Gene Ontology annotation, molecular function: protein binding. Bases 222 to 1787 code for a protein of 521 amino acids. NCBI's taxonomy places the organism in Eukaryota, Metazoa, Chordata, Aves, Galliformes, Numididae. The transcript has a single exon.
CCUUUGAAUGUCUGUGAACUUUAAUGCUGCGCAGCUCCUGCAUGCUGUAAAGUGAAAUAUUUGGCUCUGUGUUUGUUCCGUUUGCUGUUUUGCUUUGGUUUGGGCUUUUGUUGUUGUUUAUUUUCUUUCUUGCCGUUGUUUUUCCUCUUAAAUAAAAUAUGAUGUAGAAUUUGAAAAGAUUCAAUGGACAUUCUCGAGCAUAUUUGGAAAUAUUCUUGCUAAUGGAUUUCCUUCUUAUCGGUCUCUGUUUAAACUGGCUGCUGAGGAAGCCCCCGGGGUUGAUAUUGUGUACGCUGGGUAUCUUUUCUAAAAUGCUUCCAGCCGUGAAUAGUGGGUGUCCACAGCUAUGUCGGUGUGAGGGCAGGCUUUUGUACUGUGAAUCACUGAAUCUCACAGAGAUGCCUCGCAACCUGUCGGGCAUGAUGGGCUUGUCUCUGCGGUACAACAGCCUUUCAGAGCUGCAUGACAGACAGUUCACAGGGUUAAUGCAGCUCACGUGGCUCUAUCUGGAUCACAAUCACAUUUGCUCAGUGGAGGGGAAUGCCUUUCAAAAAUUGCGGCGAGUUAAGGAGCUCACCCUGAGUUCCAACAAAAUCACCCAACUGCCCAACAACACGUUCCGACCCAUGCCAAACUUGCGCAGUGUGGAUUUAUCGUACAACAACCUGCAGUCGCUGGAGCCCGACCUGUUUCACGGGCUGAGAAAACUCACGACUUUGCACAUGCGGUCAAACGCCAUCAAGUUUGUGCCGGUGAGAAUUUUUCAGGACUGUCGCAGCCUGAAGUUUCUAGACAUAGGAUACAAUCAGUUAAAGAGCCUGGCUCGAAACUCUUUUGCGGGCUUGUUCAAGCUCACCGAGCUGCACCUCGAGCACAAUGACUUGGUGAAGGUGAAUUUAGCCCAUUUCCCCAGGCUCAUCUCCCUGCACUCGCUCUGCUUGCGACGGAAUAAAGUCACCAUCGUCGUCAACACUUUGGACUGGAUAUGGCAACUGGAAAAACUGGAUCUCUCUGGCAACGAAAUCGAAUACAUCGAACCUCACGUCUUCGAAAGCGUGCCUCACCUCAAGUCCCUGCAGCUGGACUCCAACCGGCUGACCUACAUCGACUCGCGCAUCCUGGACUCCUGGAAGUCUCUCACGAGCAUCAGCCUGUCGGCCAACACCUGGGACUGCGGCCGCAACGUCUGCGCCCUGGCCUCCUGGCUGAGCAACUUCAAGGGCCGCUACGACAGCAACCUACUCUGUGCUACCCCCGAGUACGCGCAGGGCGAGGACGUUUUGGAUGCGGUCUACGCUUUCCACCUGUGUGAGGACACGGUCGACCCCACCAGUGUCAACACCUUGUCCCCCGUGACCAACAACAGCGACCAAAUGUUCGGCUACGGCUCGGCCGCCGCCACGGCCUACGCGCCGGAGGCCGACGAGGAGCCGACGACGUACGCCAUCACCGUGACGCUGCCCGGCGAAGGCGCGGAGAACGCCGUGCAGAUUCACAAGGUGGUGACGGGGACCAUGGCACUGAUUUUUAGCUUCCUCAUCGUGGUUUUAGUGUUGUAUGUCUCCUGGAAGUGCUUUCCAGCCAGCAUAAGGCAGCUAAGACAGUGCUUUGUAACACAGCGCAGGAAGCAGAAGCAGAAACAGACCAUGCAUCAAAUGGCUGCCAUGUCAGCCCAGGAGUAUUAUGUUGAUUACAAACCCAACCACAUCGAGGGAGCCCUGGUGAUCAUUAAUGAGUACGGAUCUUGCUCCUGUCACCAGCAGCCAGCGAGGGAGUGCGAGGUGUGAUUUGCCUUGGGGAUUUACACAGUGUGCAACCAAAUAGCGGCGCGCAGACGGGGAGCGGAGCGGGGGGUUUGCGGGGCUUUGCUGAGGAUUUCGUGGUCACUCCUCUGCUGAAAUCGCAGGAGGAGCUGUCGGCAGAACUUGAUAUUUUAGCUUUAUCAUGUCUUAAAAUCUUCAGGACAGCCAAUCUUAAGAUUUCCUAUGCUAAUACUCCC